GUUGUUUCUAAUGACGCCCAGGACAAUCUUCAGGCGGUGUUACUCAUUGGAAUGACAACAUGUUGAGUAUCUCGCUUGAAUGUCAGGGCACAGCCAACCGGACAGUCUCUUAUCAUCCAACAAGGAGGCAAAGCGAAAGAAAACUAGAUUCAACUGGCAGUCCCAACGUCACUCACAAAGCCCUCAGGAAGUCAAAGGAAGUGAAGUCCGUCCACCAGCCACCACAGCGCCUGUAGCUUCCAGUUCAGAGGACAACGGUGUGUCCGUGCUGAUGACCGUUGGAAUAUCAGGCUUGGGAAUUCAUCAGCCAACUCGUCAACCAAAAACCAAGGGCAGUUUUUCUUCAGCACAACUUGGCAGUGAAAAAGGAGACGCCACCACGGCGACGCGGUUUGGUACCUUCUUUGGUUCUUUUCCAAGAAAUGGGAUCAAAAGAUCCUCCUCAAUAUUCGUUAAAAGGCGUGGUAAUAAUGGAGCGGCGGCGUACAAGAACCCUUCUUUGGCACAACAGUGUCUUCGAACGGGAGUUGUUAGCGGUACAAAUCUUCGACUUGCUCGCACUGCUACAAGCACCAACCAUUCUGAUCCAUCCAGGUUGACCAUUAGCCAAUCUCCACAGACUGAGGACCAACCUACUUCAGUAUCGGGUUUCGAAGAAGAAACUGUUCUGAUUGAACGUGAACCAAGCAAGGAAUCUGUCGUAUCCGCUUGGCUUUUGCAGUGCAACAAUGCUUCAUUGUCACUGGACGAUACCGAAGACGCAGUGAAAGAACCUCAGUAUUCUAUCAAAAACGUGAAACUAUUUGAUGUACCAGAGGACCGAGCUCAGUUGUUUGGAAGCUCUGUGGAAUCCGCUCCAGGAGCAAGUGAAUCCGAACUGCAGGAGGUAACACCUAAGCGGUUUCUUUAUCCGACUGACGUAACAAUCCGAUUCGCCGACCCGGUUCCUAGUAAACUGACGGAAUCCAAGAAUUUCGUUAAAAGUGCACGGUUUACUCCCACUACUGGGAAGGAACUGCGUAGAGACGAGACCCAAACCACCCACUUCUUGGAUUCACACCCAGUCCGGACCGCGGCACUUCAUUCUGUACAAAACGCUGAAUCCUCUCAGUCUUGUGAAGAUGACCCAAACGAUCACAUUGAGGAAAAUGCCAACCACAUAACUGAUUGGGCCAGUGUAUCUUCAUCCGAAUGGGGUGAUGAAAUGUGUGAAUUUGACCGACAACAAGCGAGUCGUGUUCAACAGAUGUUCGACCAGAUUGAUCGCGUGCUGUACGAUGGAUGUACAACGGGCUGGCCUACAACUGAAGGAACUGAUACGCCUGAUAGGUCAACUUCUCCCGCCAUGCAGCUGCAGGACGAGUACAACCUCAGCCAACUGGAAGACGAAUGUCAAGAUUGGUUGCAACGGUUUUUGCAUCUCCGUGUAGUUGGAGUAAAAGUCCCGGCAAAGGAUGAAACGAGUAGCAUUUGCUCCAUCACCCGUUCGUCUCAAAGUCCUUGCACGAAGGCCGACUAUCCUACUCCUACGCAACCUGUAAAUAAGUCUAAUGGCGUAACAGGACCGGUUGGUUACUCGAGAACUGGAAAAUCGUGCUCACCAAAUCAGGAUUCUCCCUCUAUCCAAGUUGGUUUGAAUAAACAGCUGAGACACUCUGAGACUACUGGAAUUCACGGGCAUCCAAGUCCAUCUACCGCAUCUCAUAAGAAGCCACGCACUCCUACACCUACUGUCGAACCGCCUGAAGCAAUCCCAUCCUGUUCUAAACGCAGUGGCUCAUCAGACUCAGUGAAACGAAUACAUGUUUCUAUCCCAUCACACACUCGGGGAUCAGAAGACCCUGAUACAUACCAUGAAGAGAUUCCCACUGUCGAUCCUAGCACUUCGGGCCCCAGCUUUGACAAGCAGAAAGUAACGACGUUACAGAAGUUUCCGCGAACUAUCCCAAUGUCUUCCUCUCCACUUGGCAAGGGUGCUUUUGCGGCACCCACUGACUCAGUUAGUCGCCAUGCUGUGACGAGAUCCUGUCAGGACACCAAACGAACAACCAUCAUAAAACAAUUGCUGGCAGAAGAAAUACGCAAGGACCUGAUCGUUUGGUUACAGGAAGCCGUCUGCUGUACGACCCCGCCACUUAAUCUGAACACGACAGCAACUGGCGUCACAAGUGAAAACCAUAUCAGACAUGGUAACGUUCGACCAAAUUUACACCAGCAGAUGCACUCUGAAAAUAUCGUUCAUGAACAAUCCGCAUGCUUACUUGGCAAAGAAUCUGCGGAUCCAUCCUCAAAAGUCCCUACCCAUCAUUCCACUGCCGCGAGGGCCCAAGGAAGUGUCUACCAUCAAGCAACCAACGCAAGUGAAUUGACGGAUCUUUUACGCAUAUCUGCGAAGUCUCUGCAGCAUAGAGAACGAACUGUUUGGAAUGAGGCACAAGACACCGGAGUGCUUAAAGUAGUUCAACCUUUGGUGGCUACAACGAUGGCAGAACAGCAUUCUGGGGAACCAGUUUGUAACAUACGGUCUCCCGUUCAGAACCGGCUGAGCCCGCAACCUCACACUUGUUUUCCUGCAAGCGGAGCACAACGCCAGAUAUCUGGAUUGCAUUGCAAGCCGACUACCUUUUCCGGUCGAAGACUUGUUCAUCCUUCUGGCAUGAGCCAAGGUGAAGUGACUUUUUGUCCCCCAGGGUCGGGUGUCAUCGGUGUUGCUGCCAACCUUCAUAUCGGUGGUCGACUGGCUCCUCUGGAACGCUCCCGGCCAUGCACCAAUGCGCCAAACAACUACCCUCAACUGUCAGAGGAUCCCAUCACUCAAAUAUGUCCCUUACCUGUUCACGGAAGUAAUUCUGUACACCUAGGUGGGCCACGCAACAAAACUCAUCACUUACCAUCUGCAAAUGCAUCCUCCUGUGCACACAAUACAGUUGGUCCCACUCCCUUGACCAUAUCGGUUAGUGCGGUGGUUGAUCCGCAGCAUGGCAGGAGUUGUACACUUCCACCUUUGUGUAAUACCACCCAAACCCUUUCAACAUUAGCCGGGCAGAAUGCGCCAUCUCAUGCAGGAGCAUCGGUGGGCAGCCUACCAAGUACAAAGGUUCAGCACAACCAAUAUGCAAGGGCUGGAGCCCCAGUACAAACUACAAUUUCUACUACUACGCAUUCUAACCUUCAGCACGCUCUCCCACUACAACAUCAACAUACCCCGGCUCUUCGGGUCACCAAUUCCAACCUCGUUACCCAGCAACUGAAUAAUAGUGGAAUGGUCAAUCCCGCAUCUAAAAGGCAUGUUCGAUGCAGACAACUCAGUGGUGUAACACAGACGAAGAUCAGCAACAAAAGUACGUCAACUGUUUUGAGCCAACCAAAAACCUGUCCCCGAUAUUGGCGUCCACACAGUUCGAUAUCUCUUCCAUGGAUGGUUGAAGAAAGCCGGAUCAACCAUAUCGACCGAUCAAGGUCUACACUGAUGCUUCCCAGCUUCACUGUAGAGGUGGAACAUAGCAGCUCAAAAAGAUUUAUUCAUUGGGAAGCGGGGCGUACGAGCGAGGACAAAAUUCGAUCGCUUGGUGACAGACUUAAGUGAUGCACGCUAACAUGCGAGACUGACCUGACCGCUUUGGAACCCGGAUAAACACCUCUCAUGUAUAUAUGAUAACAGUCCAAACCGUUUCGAUUAACUCAGAUUCUUCAGAUAUUAAUCCUAUUCUCGUUUGUUCUGACGCGCGUUUCUUUCGACCGGACGUAUUUCUGAACCUGUUCCUCAUUUUUCUUAUCUACAGAACCUACUUGUAACUAGUCAGUAACGGUUGCACACCGGCUCAGUCCGUAAAGACUCAGGUCUGUAUUUUUGAACAUCGC
Molecule: messenger RNA, 3861 nt
Organism: Opisthorchis viverrini
Lineage: Eukaryota; Metazoa; Platyhelminthes; Trematoda; Opisthorchiida; Opisthorchiidae
Exons: 12
Coding region: 80-3586 (1168 amino acids)
Source: RefSeq, a predicted model, not a curated record